Molecule: messenger RNA, 867 nt
Organism: Oncorhynchus gorbuscha (pink salmon)
Lineage: Eukaryota; Metazoa; Chordata; Actinopteri; Salmoniformes; Salmonidae
Gene: eif3c
Product: eukaryotic translation initiation factor 3, subunit C
Biological process (GO): translational initiation
Cellular component (GO): eukaryotic translation initiation factor 3 complex
Molecular function (GO): translation initiation factor activity; RNA binding; translation initiation factor binding
Source: RefSeq, a predicted model, not a curated record
AUGUCCCCCCCCCCCCAGAUCCUGUACAACAGAACCAUGCUGCAGCUGGGGAUCUGUGCCUUCCGCCAGGGCAUGAUCAAGGACGCCCACAAUGCCCUGCUGGACAUCCAAUCGAGUGGCCGCGCCAAGGAGCUGCUGGGCCAGGGCCUGCUCAUGAGGAACAUGCAGGAGGGGAACGCCGAGCAGGAGAAAAUCGAGAAGAGGCGACAGGUGUCCUUCCACAUGCACAUCAACCUGGAGCUGCUGGAGUGCGUGUACCUGGUGUCUGCCAUGCUGCUGGAGAUCCCCUACAUGGCGGCCCACAAGUUUGACGCCCGCCGCAGGAUGAUCAGCAAGCAGUUCCACCACCAGCUGAGGGUGGGCGAGAGGUAGCCCCUUCUGGGUACGUACAGUAGGCUGUGAAGACAAAGCAGGAUUGUGACCCCCAUCAAGUCCAUGAAGAUUGCCGACUGGCGCACCUGCCACUCAUUCAUCAUCAACGAGAAGAUGAACAGCAAGGUUUGGGAUCUAUUCCCUGAGACGCAGUGCGUACGAGAUGCUUUAGUCGUGAAGAUCCAGGAGGAGUCUCUGAGGACGUUCACCUACAGCAGCGUUUACAACUCCAUCAGUAUGGAGACACUGAAGGAGAUGUUUGAGCUGGAGCUGCCCAUGGUGCAUAGCAUCAUCAGCAAGAUGAUCAUCAACGAAGAGCUCAUGGCAUCCUUGGACCAGCCCACCCAGACGGUGGUGAUGCACCUCACAGAGCUCACCUCCCUGCAGAACAUGGCCCUGCAGCUGGCAGAGAAGCUGGGUGGCCUGGUGGAGAAUAACGAGCGCGUCUUAGACCUCAAGCAGGGCGUCUACGGCGGCUACUUCAACAGAGGUUAA